AUGAACGUCGUCUGGAGCAAGGAACGUGAAUCUAGGUGCAAGUGGAACGUCACGUGGGAACCUUCCGGAUUUGACUGCGGAAGACACCAAGGUCUACUCGCUCCAGACUCUCCGGACCACGUCCAAGCAAGCGGGAUAUGCGGCGAAAGGAAGACCGCGAUAACUUACGGGGCCUUCAAUCACGUCUCCAACCGUAAACACCCACUCUCGGUACCUGAAAACCAAAUCAAGUGCGAAGCUGCAGCCAUCGUCAUGCACGUAAAGUGUGCAGCUUCGCUUUGUCGGAGCAGCACGGGCAACGUAUCGUCCAAGACGAUCGCUGACACCAUUAUCGUCACGCAUUCGAUGGAUGGACUUAUGGUGGCUGGGGCAUUGGCCAACGAUCGAUGCCAUGACGUACGAAAGUUAUCCACGCACCACAUCUGUGCAUACAUUUCGGCCCAGAUCGCGUUCAGGAAACAUGUCGGCGCCGUAAUGUGCAGCGAUAACUAUGCGGGUCUGUUCUCGAGAUGGCAGCCCGUUUAUCAGCUAACAGGCUCAAUGAUUUCACACAAGUCCAAACAAACGACGGUAUCGUCGAGUUCAAGAGUUGUGCUGGCGGUGGGUCUGUCCGACUUCAGCAAGAGCUACGUCGAUCCAUUCUAUUUGAUGGGCCUCAACCACUCCUAA
This is a messenger RNA of Phytophthora infestans T30-4, 669 nucleotides long. RefSeq lists its product as uncharacterized. NCBI's taxonomy places the organism in Eukaryota, Oomycota, Peronosporomycetes, Peronosporales, Peronosporaceae. The transcript has 6 exons. The coding region runs from base 1 to 669 and encodes 222 amino acids. The record is from RefSeq and is a predicted model, not a curated record.